GGUCUGCACUCUCUCUUCUCACCGACGACAAUGAGAAGCGUCGCAAAUUUCGAAAGUUCCCGCUUCCCCCCUCUCCCAAAAUUCCUUAGAAUCUCACUGUUGUUCCCUGAGAUGGCUCGAACUAAGCAAACAGCCAAGAAGUCGACCGGAGGCAAGGCGCCGAGGAAGCAGCUUGCCACCAAGGCUGCUCGUAAAUCAGCACCGGCCACUGGAGGAGUGAAGAAGCCUCACCGUUUCAGGCCAGGAACUGUGGCUCUGAGAGAGAUCAGGAAGUACCAGAAGAGUUCCAGAGCAGUGCAGUCGUUGCUCUCUAGGAAGCUGUCGAGGCGUAUCUCGUGGGGCUCUUUGAGGAUACCAAUCUCUGUGCCAUUCACGCUAAGAGAGUCACCAUCAUGCCCAAGGACAUUCAGCUUGCUAGGAGAAUUAGAGGUGAGAGGGCUUAGAGGCGUGGUUAAUUAAUGUAAUCCAAUGGAUAUCUGACUUUUGCAUUUGCAAUCGAUUUGUACCUAGAAAUCUCCUACUAUGUGGAUCCAUUUUUAUCUUGAAAUGAAAGUGAUGUACGUCU
This is a messenger RNA of Rubroshorea leprosula, 565 nucleotides long. NCBI's taxonomy places the organism in Eukaryota, Viridiplantae, Streptophyta, Magnoliopsida, Malvales, Dipterocarpaceae. The record is from the annotation of a GenBank genome assembly.